Messenger RNA from Miscanthus lutarioriparius, 507 nucleotides. The record is from the annotation of a GenBank genome assembly. NCBI's taxonomy places the organism in Eukaryota, Viridiplantae, Streptophyta, Magnoliopsida, Poales, Poaceae.
AUGACCGCCGUGGGGAGGCGAUUCGUGCUCGUGCAGCUAGAAGGUGAUUCGUGCUCGCGCAGCUGGAGAGGAAGGUUGAGAGCCGCACCCUCGCGCGUAAAUACUGCGGCUGCUGGAUCUCGCACGCCCCUCGCACGCGGCCAAGGUGGCGGCGACUGGAUCUGCGGCUGCCGGGUCUUGGCAGCAGCGGGCCCACGCCUCUGGCGGCAACCGGGCACACGUCGCGCAUGCCCUUGCCUGCUCGCCGGUAGCCGGGGUCUUGCACCUGCGGCUGCAGAGGCAGUGGUCGGGGCGAUGAGCCGCUCCCGCGCCAACGGGAGCGCGGCCAGGGCUGCGGCGGCCGGAUCCCGCGCGUCCAUGAAGAGUUUGCUCAAGCUGGCAUCCGAAUGCGUGCAGGAGCACUGGAUGAACAUGCUAUCUGCGUUCUGUUAUAUUUCAUUGGACUCCCCCAAAAAAGAAGCUGCUCCACUCUGUGAUGCUAAUAAUUUUGACUACUGCUCAAGCUGA